This is a messenger RNA of Heterobasidion irregulare TC 32-1, 690 nucleotides long. RefSeq lists its product as uncharacterized. The record is from RefSeq and is a predicted model, not a curated record. Gene Ontology annotation, biological process: pyrimidine nucleotide biosynthetic process; pyrimidine ribonucleoside biosynthetic process; 'de novo' pyrimidine nucleobase biosynthetic process. Lineage: Eukaryota; Fungi; Basidiomycota; Agaricomycetes; Russulales; Bondarzewiaceae. Gene Ontology annotation, molecular function: orotate phosphoribosyltransferase activity. Gene Ontology annotation, cellular component: cytoplasm. Bases 1 to 690 code for a protein of 229 amino acids. The transcript is spliced from 2 exons.
AUGGCUUCGACACUACAGCCCUAUCAAGUGGAGUUGAUUGACAAUGCUAUGUUAAUCGGAGCUCUCAAAUUUGGGUCGUUCACCCUGAAGUCAGGACGUGUAUCGCCCUACUUCUUCAACGCCGGUCUUUUGUCAACUGGCCCCUUGCUCACGACGCUCUGCACGGCUUACUCCUCUGUCAUUGCCUCCGCUCUCUCGCCUUCUUCCUCAUUGCCCCUUCCAGAAUUCGAUGUUCUGUUUGGCCCAGCGUAUAAGGGCAUCCCGUUAGCUGCGUGCACCGCCAUGCUCUUGCACUUGCAACAUGACAUAUCGGUCGGUCUCGCAUACGAUCGCAAAGAGGUCAAGGAUCACGGAGAAGGUGGAAACAUGGUCGGAGUGUCUGUCCGCGGCAAGCGUGUCCUCAUCCUAGACGACGUCAUGACUGCCGGAACAGCUGUGCGUGGCGCGAUCGAAACGAUUCGUCGGGAAGGUGGCGAAGUUGUCGGCGUUGUGAUGUGUUUGGAUCGGGAGGAGAUCGGGAAGGGGAACAGCAGCACGGUACAGGAGCUUGAGAGUGAGUUGGGCGGAGAAGGAAGGGUCCAAGCGAUCGUGAAAAUGCGUGAUCUGAUGAAGUGGUUAGAAAAAAAAGGGAUGGAUGAGGAUUUGAGUGGGAUGCGGCAAUACUGGGAGAAGUACGGCGUGAAAGAGUAG